AUGCACUCUCCGGGUAAUCCGACCACCUCUCUGCCCAUAGUCAACGGUCAUGGCUCUCCCCUAGCACAUAAUGUGACCAACGUCGACGAUGAAGACGCACCCAGCGAAAGCGAACUGUCCGACCCUACGAACCGUGCCGCCGCAGCUCUAUCACCAUCUAGCGAUGCUCAGAGUCCCGUACAAGAUGAGGACAAUGAGGUAGAUGCGCUGUCGGACUCGUCCCACAGCGAAGAUGCGGAAGGCUCAGAGGACGGAGACUACGAGUCGGAAACGCCACCUGCCCAGUCAGACAACGAAGAAGUUGAUCGGUCAUCAUCGGAGGACUCGCAGAGACCCCGGAAACGGAAAGCUAGUGUUGAAGACGAUGAGUACAUAAACCAAAAUCCAGAGCUCUACGGUCUCAGGAGAAGCGGCCGCGCUCGCGCAAACCGUCGUGUGAUUGACAGCAGUUCGGAAGAGGAUGACUCUGAUUCUGAUGCUGUGAAUCCUCGCCGGAAGAAGCGGAGAACAAUCGCUCCUGCCAGAGGCUCCCGUCGUCCAUCGCCAGACCCUCCUUCCCCUUCUGAGUCAGACUCCGACUCCGACGCGUACAUUGGUGGUCGUCGCCAGGUCCCUACCAAGAAACAACGGAAACACCGGCACCUUGUGGCCUCGGGACGGGCACCGCCCUCGCAGGCUGAAGUCCGUUUCUCGACACGCAACGCUGCGAAGGUCACGAGUUAUAACGAAGACGAUGAUGACAACAUAUUCAGCGACGAGUCGGAGGAUAUGACGCCCAAUUACUGGGUCGCCGCCGAGGAAGAUGAUAGUCCGCAGAUUGACAGAGUCAUCCUCCAUCGGCGACGAGAAGACUCCGAUGGAGAGAUGAGCAACCUCACGAAACAUGACUACGAGUACCUGAUCAAAUGGGUUGGCAAAGCCCCGUUUCACGCUACGUACGAGGAGUUCUCCUCACUGUCCGGAUACAAAGGGUUCAGGAAAGUUGAGAACUACUUUCGCAAGAUCGUCCUGGAAGAGAUCAUGAUCAUGGGUGAUCCUGAAGUUCCUUCUGAGGAGAAGGAGAAGUGGAACCUCGAUCGCGAGAAGGUCGAAGACCUCCAUGAGGACUCACGGCACGUUGAACGUGUCAUUGCCUCCCAGGAGGGUGAGGAAGAAACCGAGUACCUCGUAAAAUGGAAAGCCCUCCCGUAUGAGGAAUGUACUUGGGAGCCGGCAUCACUGGUCGGUCAGCUUGCUCAAGACCAGAUCGACCGGUAUCUCGACAGAUCUUCGAAAGUGCCCGUCUCCGACAAGCGUGAGUCCAACAUCGCCACACGUCGGAAGUACGUCGCUAUCCGCGAGCAGCCCGAAUACAUUAAAUUCGGCCAACUCAGAGACUUCCAAUUGAGAGGCGUCAGCUUCUUGGCGUACCACUGGUGCAAAGGAGACAAUGCCAUUCUUGCCGACGAAAUGGGUCUUGGCAAGACAGUACAAACAGUGUCGUUCAUGAAUUGGUUGCGACAUGACCGUGGCCAACAAGGGCCGUUUGUCGUAGUUGUUCCACUCUCGACCCUUCCCGCAUGGGCGGAGACCUUCGACAACUGGGCGCCUGACAUGAACUACGUUGUCUACAACGGCAACGAAGCCUCGCGGAAGAUUAUCCGCGAGUACGAAAUGCUUGUUGAGGGCAACCCCAAGAGGACUAAGUUUCAUGUGCUCUUGACGACCUAUGAGUUUGUUCUUGCCGACUCCACUUUCCUUUCGCAAAUCAAGUGGCAGUUCAUGGCCGUAGACGAGGCUCAUCGACUUAAGAACCGUGAGUCUCAGCUAUAUGCCAAGCUGAUGGAUUUCGGGGCACCAAGUAGACUCCUCAUCACCGGUACCCCGAUGCAGAACACCUUGGGCGAGCUCUCCGCCCUGAUGGACUUCAUCAUGCCCGGGAUGAUUGAGGUCGAUGAGAACAUUGACUUACAGUCAGAAUCGGCCAGUCAGAAGAUUGCUGAGCUCACUAAUGCAAUCAGCCCGUACAUGAUUCGCCGGACCAAGCAGAAGGUAGAGAACGACUUGCCGCCCAAGACUGAGAAGAUCAUCCGUGUCGAAUUGUCUGAUCUCCAACUCGAGUAUUACAAAAACAUCCUGACUAGGAACUACGCCGCCUUGAAUCAAGGUGGCAAGGGUCCGAAGCAAUCACUACUCAACAUUAUGAUGGAGCUGAAGAAGGCCAGCAACCACCCUUACAUGUUUGCCGGUGCCGAGGAACGCAUGCUUGCAGGUAACUACCGCCGGGAAGACCAACUCAAGGCACUUGUCACUAGCAGCGGUAAGAUGAUGCUUCUCGACCGCCUGUUGACGAAGUUGAAGAAGGACAACCACCGUGUCCUUAUUUUCAGUCAAAUGGUCAAGAUGCUCGACAUUCUCGGUGAUUAUCUGCAGCUUCGCGGCUACCAGUUCCAGAGGCUGGACGGAACUAUUACUUCCGGCCAAAGAAGGCAGGCUAUCGACCACUUCAAUGCUUCUGAGAGUCAAGAUUUCUGCUUUCUGCUCUCGACCAGAGCCGGUGGUCUUGGUAUCAACCUGAUGACAGCAGACACUGUCAUUUUGUUUGAUUCAGAUUGGAACCCGCAGGCUGACCUUCAGGCAAUGGCUCGUGCUCACCGUAUUGGUCAAAAGAACCCUGUCACAGUGUACCGACUCGUGUCGAAGGAUACAGUUGAAGAGGAGGUUCUCGAGCGAGCGCGCAACAAGCUCAUGCUCGAAUACAUCACCAUUCAACGCGCUGUCACGGACAAGGGCGACAAAGAGGCUUUCGAUCGAGCUGCAAGGGCUGUCGCAGAGCCGACCUCGUCCGACGACAUCAACCGCAUCCUCAAGAAGCGUGGUCAGAAGAUGUUUGAGCAGACUGGAAACCAGAAGAAACUGGAAGAGCUCGACAUCGACGCUGUCUUGGAGAACGCUGAGGAGCACAAGACAGAACAGCCUGAAGGCAUCACCACCGACGGUGGCGAGGAAUUCCUCAAGAGUUUUGAGUACACUGACGUCAAGCUUGACCUUGAGUGGGAUGAUAUCAUCCCCAAAGACCAACUCGAGGAGAUCAAAGCAGAGGAGAAGCGUAAGCAAGAUGAAGAGUUUCUCGCCAGGGAAAUCGAGCAGAGUCAGCCCAGAAAGCGUAAGGCACCCAAUGAGGAACGCGAGCAACGCGCUGCCAAGAAGCGAGCUCGCCAGGCUGCUCAGGAAGCUGCAGAAGCUGCGCAAUCGGGCGACGAAUCUGGCCCUGACGACGAUCCGAAGCGGCCUUUGUCUGAGAAGGAGAUUCGCAAUCUUAUCCGUGCUCACGAGAAAUUCGGAUCCAUUGAGGAGCGUGGGGAUGAAAUGGUCAAGGAAGCCAAGUUGAGCAACCGCGACAGGGAAGUUGUGAAGGCAACCCUGAAAGAAGUGAUGGACCACUGUCGCGAUCUAUUAAGGGAGGAGCAAGUAAAGAACGAGGCCAUGGCACGUGAAAACAACAAGGUCCUCACUAAGAAGGACAAGAAGGCCAUCCUGUUCGACUGGAAAGGUGUGAAGAGACUCAAUGCCGAAACGAUCCUGGAACGGCCACACGAGAUGAGGCUCAUCAAGGAAGCCGUUGCUGCAGCUUCCGAAUGGCGCAACUUCCGACUUCCCGAGGCGUCAAAACCUGCGCAUUACAGCUGCCCUUGGGGUGCGCGGGAGGACGGCAUGCUUGCCGUCGGUAUUUCCAAGCAUGGCUAUGGCUCGUGGGUCGCCAUUCGAGAUGACCCGGAACUUGGCAUGCAAGACAAGUUCUUCCUCGAAGAGCACCGUGUGGAUAAGAAGGAGGAACGCAGCAAGGCCGAAGACAAGAACGCCAAAUCUCCGGGUGCGGUCCAUCUCGUCCGCAGAGCCAAUUACCUCAUCAGCGUCCUCAAGGACAAGGCUUCCAACGGCACAAACGCUGCCGCAAAGAGAGCUUUGGACAAUCACCAUCGCAACAACAAGAAGUGGAAUGCCUCGCGUCGUCCGGAGAAGCAAGGCAGUGCGUCUGCCAGCCCUGGGCCUGCUAACAUGCGGAAAGUCAACCGCGAACAAGAUAGGGCUCGCAACCGCACCCAGAGCCACAGCGAGCAUCGCCACGAGCAUCGUCACAGCGAACACCGGCAUGGUGAACACCGUCAUGGUGAGCAUCGCCAUAGUGUGGAUCGUCGUUCAGAGAAGCCCGACCGAAACGGAACCCCAGAAGUCCGGCGCAAGGCCAGUGGUGAACUUGACGACAAGCACAAGUUGAAGCACAAGCACCACAGGGCUGACGAGCGGCCUCGUCACUCGGCUGAGAGCCACCAUCGUCGGGAGUCAAGCAACCUGAAUGGUCAUGCUAACCGCAGUAACCCGUCGGCGAAGUUGCUCAAGCCUGUACAAGAGAAUCUCGACGCACUUGUCAAGUGUACAUCUCAAAAGAUUCCCGAUCGUGUGGAAAGGUCUUUGGCGCUGAAGAAGGAGUUUUUGAAGGUCGGACAGUUCAUUUCACAGGGCUUGCGGGAAAGAGCGAGCCCUACGGAAAAGGCCCGUCUAUGGGAUUUCAUUGCCAACAAUUUCUGGCCCAGCAAAGGUGUCGAAGGGUCGAAGCUGAAUGACAUGUAUCAAAAGAUUAAGAUAUCCGAAGAGAAGGCCAAGACGGCCGGCGGCGAGCACGACAAGGCCAAGACGGCCGGCGAGCCGGAGCACAAGGUCAAAAACGAGCCUGGGUCUCAAGAAAAGGGGCAAGGCGCGAGUGCGGAGCAGGAGAAAGCCAAGCCGGCGACGAACGGGGAAGAAGCAAAAGCCACGUGA
Lasiodiplodia theobromae is the source of this 4800-nucleotide messenger RNA. RefSeq names its product Chromodomain helicase. NCBI's taxonomy places the organism in Eukaryota, Fungi, Ascomycota, Dothideomycetes, Botryosphaeriales, Botryosphaeriaceae. The transcript has 8 exons. The coding region runs from base 1 to 4800 and encodes 1599 amino acids. Gene Ontology annotation, biological process: nucleosome organization; regulation of transcription by RNA polymerase II. Gene Ontology annotation, cellular component: nucleus; chromatin. Gene Ontology annotation, molecular function: ATP-dependent chromatin remodeler activity; ATP hydrolysis activity; ATP binding. The record is from RefSeq and is a predicted model, not a curated record.